Topomyia yanbarensis is the source of this 1333-nucleotide messenger RNA. Its product is annotated as neuronal acetylcholine receptor subunit alpha-5-like. The record is from RefSeq and is a predicted model, not a curated record. Gene Ontology annotation, biological process: regulation of membrane potential; chemical synaptic transmission; monoatomic ion transmembrane transport. Gene Ontology annotation, molecular function: transmembrane signaling receptor activity; extracellular ligand-gated monoatomic ion channel activity; neurotransmitter receptor activity. Gene Ontology annotation, cellular component: neuron projection; synapse; membrane. The transcript is spliced from 8 exons. Lineage: Eukaryota; Metazoa; Arthropoda; Insecta; Diptera; Culicidae. Bases 35 to 1333 code for a protein of 432 amino acids.
GAACAGUGACUCGUUCUGUAUUGUGUUUUUAAAAAUGCAUAAAUUCUGUGUAGCAGUGAUCUUUGUAAUUGUAGUAAAUCUGGGAGAAUGUAUAAACUGUGAUAGAGACUCGACCCACGAGGAAAUUCGAUUGAAGAAACAAUUGUUGUGCGGAUCCUACAACUCAGAUCUGCGCCCAGUAAAGGAUUUUAAAUUCUCAAUCAACGUUUCGAUCACUCCGGUUUUGAUGAGCUAUGAUUUCAACGAUAGUGAAGAUACACUCGACACCAAUACGUUGUUGAUCAUGCAAUGGACUGACGAGUUCCUCAAAUGGGACCCAAAGACCUUCAGCAACAUUACCAGUAUCGUGAUCAGCACCGACGAGCUAUGGACACCUGAUCUGCAACUUUUUUCAUCCUACUAUAAACCGGACGCGAAGACCAGCUGUACUAACCCACGCUGCCUUGUGAAAUCCGACGGGCUGGUUAUCUGUGUUCCGUCAUGUGAUUUCAAUGCCCGUUGCAAUUCUGACUACUCAAAUUGGCCCCUGGAUUCGCAGCGAUGUCACAUGUACUACGGCGCCUGGAUGGAAUCAUCGUCGGAAGUGGACUUCCACUCUAGCGUUAGCUGGCUCGGUUCGUCCCAAACCAACGCUCACAUCCAGUGGCGGGUAGUAUCUGCGAAAGUUUCCAGAGAGCCGUUAAAGUCAAAAGAUAACCAAACCUAUCCGGUGCUGAUAUACGACUACGUUAUCGAGCGGCACUCUAGCUUCCAUCUGGCUGCGUUAUUGACGCCCAUUCUUCUGUUGAUAGCUCUGAACCUCUUCCUAACAUGGCUCAGUACAGACUCUGUUGAAAGAAAACUGCUGCUGGCUGUGUCUAUUUUCUGUCAUUUCAAGUUCAUGACGCUACUUCAGUGGGCCGUUCCGUUCAAUGGGGAGACUGUUCCAGGAAUAUUGAUUUUCUUCCGCAACUCUAUGAUUAUUACCUGCCUUCUGAUCAUUCAUACAAUGGUGGGAGCAGCCAUGAAGCGGAUGGAUCGAGAACCGCCUAACUUAGUGGUACUUCUGACGGGAACCGUCGUAAAAAAUAAGUUCGGUGAAUUGAUCCUGGCUGGGAACUACAUGAAUGUUGAAUACAAGCAAUCUGAAUCGAACCAAGCUGUUGCUUCGGAAACGUCGGAAAACUCAACUGUUUGGUUAUCGUUCAGCAAAACAUUGGAUCGCUUGUUAUUUAUUGCCUUCUUCACAACGUAUGCGGUGUUCUUUUUCAUUUACGUGCCGCUGAAAUAUGCACGUUUAGGUAAAUACGAACUGAAUAUCAUGGAUUAUGAAGAUAUUAAUCAAAUCGACUAA